AGCUAUAACCUCACUGCUGUUCCCAUCUACCAUCAGGCUCCGGGAAGGAAGAUUCCUCCUCUCUCCUCCUCCAAGCUUGUCAUCUGUAAAAUGGAGAUCAAGCUACCUUGCCUGCCCAAAGGACUGGACUGUGUCUGAAAGCCCUUUAGCGCAGGAUCUAAUGUGACAUGACAAAGCCUGCGCGCGGCGCCACCAUGCGGCGGAAGGCGGUAUCGCUCUUCUUGUGCCACCUGCUACUCUUCGCCUGCGGCGGGGUGGAGGCAGGCAAAAGAAGACAGGCGAAAGAAGAGCGCUCGGAGGACGGCGGCUCCGGGGUCUGGGGCGCCCUGACCUACAUGGCUGUCGGAGGAGGGCUCCUGGCCGCGGGGCUGCCCGUUCUGGGCUUCACGAGCACGGGCAUCGCCGCCAACUCUGUGGCCGCCUGGUUGAUGAGCUGCUCCGCGGUGGCGAACGGGGGCGGUGUGCCCGCCGGGGGGCUGGUGGCCGUGCUGCAGAGCCUCGGGGCUAGUGGUGGCAGUGCCCUCAUGGGCAAGAUUGGUGCCUUUCUGGGCUACACUGUCCACAAACACCUUGAAAACAGCCGGGAGAAGGAGGAGGAAGUGGAGGAGGAGGAGUAGGCGGAGGCUCCCAGGAAACCCUUCCUUCCAAUUGUAGUCGAGAGCUUUCUGUCACGCUCAUCAGUGACCUAAGUGGAAAAAGCAGAAUAAAACCCUGUCAGAAAACA
Molecule: messenger RNA, 724 nt
Organism: Acinonyx jubatus (cheetah)
Lineage: Eukaryota; Metazoa; Chordata; Mammalia; Carnivora; Felidae
Gene: IFI6
Product: interferon alpha inducible protein 6
Exons: 6
Coding region: 168-617 (149 amino acids)
Biological process (GO): negative regulation of mitochondrial depolarization; apoptotic signaling pathway; negative regulation of extrinsic apoptotic signaling pathway in absence of ligand
Cellular component (GO): mitochondrion; membrane
Source: RefSeq, a predicted model, not a curated record